Messenger RNA from Drosophila miranda, 3727 nucleotides. RefSeq lists its product as uncharacterized. The record is from RefSeq and is a predicted model, not a curated record. Bases 1191 to 2147 code for a protein of 318 amino acids. Lineage: Eukaryota; Metazoa; Arthropoda; Insecta; Diptera; Drosophilidae. The transcript has 2 exons.
ACACAUAGAUCCCGAUCGACAUGCGCCGACUCCAUUUCGCUGACCAAACACACCAGGUCACGCGGACUUCCCCCACUCCGACGUCUCCUCAAAGUUCCAUCUACUUCUAAAAAUUUCUUGUGGAUUGACCCCUGGACGUGAAUGAGCUUACCUCAGCCUGAAAUAGGUCCAUCACAAGUGGCGCCCGAGCAGGGACCUGAGGGAACGUCGACGAGGGUUUGUGGAAUAAAACUCCACGGCCGCUAGAAAAACAGGAAAAACAACGCGAAGGAAACCCCGACUUCGCGCAAUUUCCAGCGGUGCGGGUUACGCAACGAGAUAACGAAAGCGCGGCUCAACGGUGCCAUCACCCCGACCAGUGUCCCAGUGCCGGAAAACGCAAGCCAAACGAAAUAGCAAACGCGAGAAAUAAACGGAGCAAUGGAAUCCCAUACAGACGAACAGCCCGGUGAGUAUUACCCUGGAUUCGCCAACCCAAGGGUGAGUACCGGAAGGGUGAGCUGGAAUCCUUCGCCGAGGAAUUCGGAUUCAGCCGCGAGGGAAACGUGGAAGAUUAGCGGAGAAAUUUCGCCGAACUAGUAGACAGAUCACCAGGACGAGCCAGAUGACCACAGCCGGGCACCUCGGCGGAGAAGCGAAACACAGACCCCGAGCUCAGCCUACGACCCCGUGGAACCACGGGGGACAAAAGCAGCGUCCCGCCGACAUCGAUAACCGCCGCAGGUCUACCAAAGAAGGUCUUUCUCGCAGAAGGAAACGGCCCCACAGACGGCCAUUACUACAGUCACGUCGCGCAGAUGGCGGAACGGAUUCGAAAGUGGGGAAUCCAGUUCGACGGGCAGGAUGACCCACUGCUUUUCGUUGAGCUACUGGAAGAGCGUGCCCUCUCGUACGGGUAAACAUGAACUUCCUGCCGCGAUCCAUGGCGGAGCUCCUCACCGACCGAGCCAACCGAUGGUUCCGCACCAGCCGACUACAGAGCGCCUCAUGGACCGACUUCCGUCAGGACCGAGUUCCGUCAGGACCGAGUUCCGUCAGGACCGAGUUCCGUCAGGACCGAGUUCCGUCAGGAAUUCCUAGCCUUCUUCCUGCCUCCCAGGUACUUCGAGCAGCUGGAAGACCAGAUCAAGAACCGCAAGCAAGCGGUAGGCGAACCGUUCAAGGACUUCGUCAUCGAGCUCCUUUUGCUCAUGCACCACGUCGGGUACGACGCUGCCAAAAAAUUUAACAGGAUCUACGACAACACUCUCCCAUCGUAUCAGCUAUACGUGCGAAGACACGAACUACGAAGCCUAGCACAACUCACGAUAUUGGCCAUGGAAUACGAAAGUAUACAGGAGAGGAAUAUCUUAGCAACGCCCAUCCCCCCCCGACAACCACCAAGGUACACACGGCCAAUGGCACAACGAGCGCAAAACGAAGGCGAGACGAAUCGGGCCCAAUUCCGAAAAACCCACUGGAACGUCCCGGAACCCGCAAGGGUGCCACACCUUGUCGGCGCUCCAGUCCAGGAAGCUACGCAGCCCCCGCUACAAGUACAAGACGGCCGGAUAGUGGCGAGAGUAACCAUCGGAGCACGGUGCACGGAUGCCACGGUCGACACCGGAGCCUCGCGAAGCUUCAUCAACGCCGACCUCGCCCGCCAACUCGAUCACAACAACGACCUGCGAGAGGCGUGCGUCCAGAUCCUCCUGGCCGACGGCUGCGCACGCGAGAUAACUCAGAUCUUGCUAGCGCGCGUCCGACUAGACGAGCGGAAGGUUCAGAUGCCGCUCUUAGUACUAUCGAAUAUGCUCGAGCAAGUCAUAGUAAAGAUGGAUUUCCUAUGCGCCACCGACACGAUGAUACAGUGCGGCACCACACGCCUCUUCCAUCAAGGUCACCAACGCCCCGUCUCAAACACGCCGAUGAUCACCGCCUGCCAAGUACACACCCCAGGACCCAUGAACUCCAGACCCCCGCCGCCGACGAAUCCCCCGAUACGAAACGAGACACAAGCACAAGAAACGAGGAACACAAAACCCACGGCAGCAAUGAGGCGCACUAGCCCCACGCCGAUAAACCAAAAAUCAAGCAAAGCAACGAAGAAAGCGAGCCGGUCCUCCGAGGCAACCGACGCGGCUCCACCAACGAAGGAAAAAGAAUGAAGGACGCCCCUCCAGAAGACAGACCACCGAGAGAGGCUCAGCUUACCAUUCUUACGAUAAUCGAGCUUGAAGAAUCUCAACCACAGUAACGACCUGAAGAAAUUCCGCGAUCGCGAGCCCGAAGAACCCGCCGACCUACAUGAGAAUGCUGACCUAGACGAGCAAAGCAACGAGACAUUAACCCGACGCCCCAACCACGGCACCGAGUGAGUCAGCCACGACCAUGCACCCCACGAAUUAGCUGACGAAGCGAAGAGAACGCGGACAUCCCAACGUAGACCACAGAAGAAACAUGACGCCGAGCCACAACCGGCGACACCGCCGAAGAGGAGUUUCCCAAAUAAAAAAACAAGAAAAGGGCACGCGGCUGACCCAAUACACACCCCCGGUGCAGCACAGAAGACCAAAGAAGAGCUGGCUCCGCAAAAAUCGACUCCCAAAAACGACUUAAAUAGCCCAAACUCGAGCUCCCAUCCAUCAGUACGCCCUCAGCAAGAGAAGACGAAGUCCCCUGAACCCACAACCUCAGUCAGAGACUCGCCCGACGCCGCCAAACCAAUCACCCUUCCGAAACAAUCCGCUCCCCUCCGGUGUCACCCAACGUGAGAAAACAUACAAGCUAUGAACACCCUUUUGCCACUCCUCGUCCUCGCGGCCGCCGCACACGUGUCGGUCUUACUCAACGAUUACCCCACUGCGAACUACAUCCCAAUCGUCGACAGAGUGCUGCUUCUACGCGAACACCCACUGGCUGUAUGAUUAUCGGAUUAUCACACGUAGAACCAACAUUUUUGUAUCUUACCGAUCGAUCUGUUGCAGCAGUUCACUACAACAAAUAUAAAUCCCAUUACUUUAAAAAUUGCAGUAACGAGAAUCGUCAUUCAUCUGUCAAUACAAAUACGCAAAGCAACAAAUUUUUUAAAACUCAGUAUAGUGUGAAACUAUUGUCAAAAUAGGACGUAACCCAAGUGGUGGAUCUUUUGUAAAAUACUUUUACAGGCAAAAAUUUAGUAAAAAAUAGCGAAAUACAAAGUAUCCCAAGAUAUAUUCGGCAGCUUGCUCAUUCCCAUCAUUCGCAGUAGAGAUGCAAAAUCGGACCAGAACCGGGUCCGGAAUCGCAGAAGUUCGAGCACCGGAGAGGAUAGCGGGCCAUGCUGAUAGAUAUGAUGAGAACAGGCAACAUACUGACAAGGUCUUCAAUUAGAAGUCACUUAACAGGCCACCAGCCUUUGUCAAUCUUUCCAUAUUUCCAGCCUUAAUGCACAUAUCCAAAGAAGGCGCCAAGCGAUUGGCACCGCCCAGAGAUACCGUAAAAAGAAAAUACAUUGUCGAUUUAUUCAAGAACUGCUAUGAUGCCGGUGAUUUCCUAUCUCAUCUGCCAGUGCCCCGAGAUGGGGCAUUCGUUAUAUUUCACAUGCGUCCAAAUCUAUGAAAAACUCUCUAAUCUGCGAGAAAAAACCAGAUUCUAAAUUUUAAAUUUACGUAAACAAGUUUAACCCAUCAUAGCAGUUAGUUUUUAGUCUUGUAACGAACCUAAAAGGAUUCCCCCGACAUAUUAUAAGCAUAAAACCUGAUACUAA